AUGUCUGUUGUGGACAUCCGUGCCAUUGUUGCGGAAUUAAGAGAGCAAAUUAUCGGCAUGAGAUUGGCCAAUCUGUAUGAUAUUAAUAAGAAGACCUAUUUGUUGAAAUUUGCCAAAACCGAUGAAAAGAUUGUGGUACUCAUCGAAUCCGGAAUUAGAAUUCAUAGUACAGCAUUUGAGAGAGACAAAUCGAAAAUGCCAUCAGCAUUUGUAUUGAAGCUGAGAAAGCACAUCAGAACCAAAAGAUUGGAAAAUGUAGAACAAUUGGGCGUCGAUCGUGUUGUUGAUUUCACCUUCGGAGUUGAAGAAAAAGCCUAUCACCUCAUUGUCGAAUUCUUUGCCAAGGGUAACGUUGUUCUUACGGAUCAUCAAUACAAGAUUAUUAGUUUAUUACGUACACACAGCAAGGAAGCAGAGACUGGUUUGUUUGCUGUGGGAGAGACUUAUCCAGUUUCAACUCGUUUGCAAUUUGAAGGAAUUUCAAAGACGAGUCUAGCUCAAACAUUUCACAAUGCAAUCGAAAAAGAAUUAACAAGUGCUGUACAAACACCAAUCCAAGAAGAAACUACACCUCCACAAGAUCAAAAGAAGAAACAACCAUCGAAAAAAGCUCCUUCAGUUCCAACUCUUACUGUCAAAAAUUGUCUCGUCAAUCAUUUGGAUUAUGGUACAGGAUUCGUAGACCAUGUUUUGCUCACAUCAAAUUUUUUACCACAAAAUCUCAACCUUCUCGAUAGUUCACAAGACCUCACAAAACGACUAUUGGUAGAAAUUGAGAGCGUCCUUAAUUCCACACCACUCGUGGAAACACCAAUUUUGGAUAAGCUGGUAGCAUCAUUUAAGGAAGUCGAUGAUUUUAUCAUGAGAAUUAAGACCGAAAAGCAAAAGGGUUACAUUAUUCUCAAAAAUAUUGUACAUCAAAAACAACUGGAUGAGGUCACUGUUGAAAACCCAUUCGCUCCUCCAACUAAGGAGCCAACAACAGAGAAGCAAGGAGAGAAUGAGUCUUCCUCUACGGAGCAAAACGAACCAGUGGUACUCAACGAAUUGCAAUUGAAACAAAUAGAAUUAUUGAAAGAAGAGAAACGCUUAUCUAUUAAGAGAGACCAAUACGAUGACUUUACACCAUUCCUUUUCGAACAAGUUCGUACAAAAAUUCCAACCAACCCUGAUGAAAUCAAAGUCAUUGUCUUUCAAUCAUUUGACAAGUGUGCCGAUGAAUUUUUCUCAGCCAUCGAAGCAAAGAAGAUUGAGUCACAAAAAUCAAGUGUUGAGAACGUUGUAGAAAAGAAGUUGAAUAAGGUCAAAAAAGAACAAGAACUCAAAUUACAAGAAUUGCAGGCUUCCAUAGAUAAGUAUGAGACUAUUGCAAGUUUGAUUGAGAAGUAUUACGAAAUGGUUGAUCAAGCAAUUCAAGUCGUUUGUACUGCACUUGCUCAAUCACAACCAUGGGAAACAAUCAAACAAGUUAUUAAGGAACACCGAGACGUAGAUCCUAUUGCUUCCAUGAUUCAUAAAUUGAAAUUAGAGUCUAGCCAAAUCACGAUAAUGCUUCCUCCACCAUCUGUGUAUAUCAACCAAGAAGAUGACUAUGAAGAGGACGAAGAAGAAGAGAAAGAACAGAGUGAAGAAGACGAGAGCGGUGAUGAAAGUGACGACGAGAAAAAAGCUCCCUCUCCUAAAAAGAAGAAGGAAGAACCUAUGCGAAUUGACAUUGACAUUUCAAUGACAGCUCAUGCGAACGCUGCCAAAUAUUACGCUUUGCGUAAAAAGUCAAUGGAAAAUAAGGAAAAAGCCGCUAUUGCCUCAAAGACAGUCAUCAAAAAAACAGAACAAAAAACUCUCGAAUCUGCAAAGAAAACACAAGUCAAAUCUGAAAUUACUCUUCGAAGAAAAAGAUUUUGGUUUGAGAAAUUCUAUUGGUUCAUCACCUCUGAGAAUUAUCUUGUGUUAGGUGGACGUGACGCACAACAGAAUGAACUUGUUGUGAAACGAUACAUGAGAAAGGGUGAUAUUUAUGUACAUGCUGAUGUGCACGGUGCAUCAUCAUGUAUUAUUAAGAAUCCAACAGGAGAACCAGUCCCUCCUCUCAGUCUUCAAGAAGCCGGCAUGUUUUGCGUUUGUAGAAGUGUGGCUUGGGACAAUAAGGUCAUGUCGAGUGCAUACUGGGUUUAUGAUCAUCAAGUUUCCAAAACAGCUCCUUCAGGUGAAUAUUUAACAUUGGGAAGCUUUAUGAUUCGUGGAAAGAAGAACUUUUUGCCACCAUCACCACUGGUCAUGGGAUUUGCUGUCAUGUUCAAAGUGGAUGAAUCAUGUAUUCCAAACCACCUUCAAGAAAGAAAACCAAGAAUGAGUGCUGCUGAAGCAUCCGAUUAUCUAAACAAGGUUUCUGACGCGUUUUCCAAUGAUUACUACGAUGAUGCAGAGUCAUCCACGACAGGAGGUACUUUUGAGGAAGACACCACCAGUGCUAAUGAAGUACUUUCUACUGAAAAGCAUGGUCCUACGGCAACCACCACUACCACGACCAGCGCCUCUAAGGCAGAGACAACUGAGGAAGAGGACAAUCGAGUGCACCACAGAGACAAUGUUACCACUGAGGAAAUUCUCGAACUGGAAGAGCAAGCCAGCAAUCCAGUCGAUGAGAAUCAACAACAGAAUGGCUCUGAGACAAAAAAGAGAAAUCUCUCUGCAAAAGAGAAAAAGUUGCUACAACGACUCAAGAAGAAGGGCAUGAGUGACAAGGAUGCGAGAGAAGCAAUUCUUUCUGGUAACAUUCCUGAAGACAUGCAAAAGAAAUCAGACUCAAAGGAAGAAGAGAGUCCGGAUGAAUCUGCAAAUGUCGCCGAUCAAGAAAAGUCACCAGCAGCCUCUUCCUCUUCAGCAGCUCUUCCCAUUCACAAGCCAAAAGGAAUGAAACAUGGAAAGUGGAAAAAGCUUAAGACCAAAUAUGCAGAUCAAGACGAAGAAGAACGAAAGAUAAUGAUGGAACUCAUUGGAAACAAACCAAAAGAGAAGCCAAAGGAAGAAGACAAACAACAAAACAAGAAGAAGGAAGAAGAAUAUCGCAAAAAGAAACAAGAGCAAGCUGAAAUUAAGAAGGUUUUGGAAGAGGAAAAUAUUCCCUUCAUGGAUGAAGAAGAUCGAGAAAAACUCACUGAAAUUGACAGUUUAACAGGUCAACCACGAGAAGAUGACAUUUUUUUGUUUGCCAUUCCAGUAUGCGCUCCAUAUGCAAGUCUCAAAAAUUACACAUACAAAGUCAAACUAGUACCAGCAGGUAGCAGUAAGAAGGGAAAGAUUGGAAAAGAAGCAGUUGCAAUUUUGAGAGCAGAAGCUAAAUCAUUUCCAGCGAUUGAGGCAUGUAUCAAAUCAAUGGAUGAAACGGAUAUUGGUGCAUGUCUGGUUGGAAAUUGUCGAAUUGCCACCAGUCAAGCAAAGAAGAGCUCUGCUAAGAGUGACAAGAAAAAGAAGGCAAAACCUGCCACUUCUGAAAAUGCUGUUGCAGAUUUGAAAUUGGAAGAGUAA
This is a messenger RNA of Naegleria fowleri, 3528 nucleotides long. RefSeq lists its product as uncharacterized. The coding region runs from base 1 to 3528 and encodes 1175 amino acids. Gene Ontology annotation, molecular function: tRNA binding; ribosomal large subunit binding. Lineage: Eukaryota; Heterolobosea; Eutetramitea; Acrasida; Naegleriidae. Gene Ontology annotation, cellular component: RQC complex. Gene Ontology annotation, biological process: rescue of stalled cytosolic ribosome; ribosome-associated ubiquitin-dependent protein catabolic process. The transcript is spliced from 2 exons. The record is from RefSeq and is a predicted model, not a curated record.